Molecule: messenger RNA, 1403 nt
Organism: Ipomoea nil (Japanese morning glory)
Lineage: Eukaryota; Viridiplantae; Streptophyta; Magnoliopsida; Solanales; Convolvulaceae
Product: myb family transcription factor PHL7-like
Exons: 7
Coding region: 346-1188 (280 amino acids)
Molecular function (GO): DNA-binding transcription factor activity; DNA binding
Source: RefSeq, a predicted model, not a curated record
UAUUUCAUUUCAUUUCACAAUGGCCCGGAAUAUUACAUUGGAGAUUCCGAGCCGGCCCCGGCCAGCCAAUUAUCUCUCGUCGUUUUACUGUUUUAUCCUCCAUUGUAAACGCCGGCUGAACAAUCAUCUCAUCUCUGAUCUCUUCCUACUCCGCCUCACCUCAGCUUCGGCAGCCGCCUUACGUAAUCGCCGCGGAUUUUAAAUUCAUAUCUCCGACUUUCAUCUUUGUCUACGUCCUUUCUCUAUAAGUCAAAGCACAGAGAGAGAAGGAUCGGAGAUCGCCGUCAAAGACAGAGGAGGAGGAGAGGAAGCACUGUUCAACCUCUUAUUUGGGCGCUUAAUGUAAUGUACCAACCGAAAGCUGUUCUUAGUUCAAGCUUAGUACCCAACAAGGCAAUAGUCAGCCAGCAGACAUUAGACUUUAGUGCCAGCACAAUGGAACCAAUCAAUGGGGAUAACAAUCUCAACAACAAUCCUAGUCUUGCUUCAAAACAACGUCUGCGUUGGUCACAUGAGCUUCAUGAAAGAUUUGUUGAUUCAGUUGCACAACUUGGUGGCCCAGAUAGGGCUACUCCUAAAGGUGUUUUGAGACUCAUGGGUGUGCAAGGGCUGACAAUUUAUCAUGUAAAAAGCCAUUUACAGAAAUAUCGACUUUCCAAAUACCUUCCCGAUGCAUCAUCUGAUGGAAAAAAACCCGACAAGAAAGAUUCAAGUGAUAUAAUCUCCGGCCUAGAUGAUUCAUCCAGUGGAAUGCAAAUAACUGAGGCACUAAAAUUGCAGAUGGAGGUCCAAAAGCGCCUACACGAGCAACUAGAGGUUCAGCGCCAGCUACAGCUAAGGAUAGAGGCCCAAGGCAAGUAUUUGAAGAAGAUAAUAGAAGAACAACAGCAACUCGAAAUGCCAGAGUCCUCUGGGGCUACGUCUGCAUCAGCAGGCGAGAAUGCCCCGGUAUCUGAUAACAGUACAAAUCCAGUGACGCCUGUACCUGCAUCUGAAAAGCCUGAAAACGAACAACGCAAUCCAGUUAAGGGCAUUUCGCUUAAUGCCUCGCCAUCUUCUCAUAACGAGGCUCUUUCACCAGAUUCCAGCUGCCCUGCAGUCGAGAGGCCAUCAAAGAAGCAAAAAGUUAGCGCAGAAGCUGCUGCGUUUACCCAACCUGAUGCAAUGCUUACUAAGUUACUUGGCUGAAGCUUGACAAGUCAUCAGAUCAGAGCGAGAGUUUCAGGUUGGCAAGUUUUACGUUUUUUAUGUGUAACAUUAAUAGUUAAAACAGGGUUUGAUUAGGACAUAGAAACUGCUUGCUUCUUAAAUGUGUGUUGCCUUGGUUCACUCAUCUUAAUUUAGUACCAGUUGCUUAAACUUUUGCCUAAUGCUAAAUAAAAAUGUGAAUUAUACUGCCUAAA